Messenger RNA from Harpia harpyja (harpy eagle), 6275 nucleotides. It is a transcript of the gene SDHAF3, whose product is annotated as succinate dehydrogenase complex assembly factor 3. Gene Ontology annotation, cellular component: mitochondrion; mitochondrial intermembrane space. The record is from RefSeq and is a predicted model, not a curated record. Lineage: Eukaryota; Metazoa; Chordata; Aves; Accipitriformes; Accipitridae. Gene Ontology annotation, biological process: mitochondrial respiratory chain complex II assembly; succinate metabolic process.
GCGCUGAUACUCUGCAUGCAGUCACUGAAUCGGCAACCGGCACCCUCCGCCUGCCGCCAGAGGAGCCCCGGCGCGGUCCGGUCCGACCCGACGGGCCGUAACAGUGCCGGCUCGGCCCGGCCCGGCCCGGCCUUGCCGCCCCGGAGCUCUCUCGCCCCGCCCCCGGUGUGGCCGCCUCAGGCCUCCGCCACCGCCGCCAUGCCGGGCGGUGCGCGGGGCCUGUACCGGCGGAUCCUGCUGCUGCACCGGGCGCUGCCGGCCGCCCUGCGGGCUCUGGGGGACCGCUACGUGAAGGAGGAGUUCAGGAAGCACAAGGCCGCCGGGCCCGCCGAGGCCCAGCGCUUCCUGCGGGAAUGGGAGAACUAUGCAGCAGUGAUACAGCAACAAAUUAAUGAGGACAAACAAAACUUGAGAGAAAAGACUCUAUAUGGAAUCCAGCUCACAGAAGAAAAACUUAAUGACUUCCGUGAUGAACAGAUUGGGCAGCUGAAGGAACUGAUGGACGAGGCUACCAAACCUAAUAAAAAAGUCACCAUUUCUAAAGACUCGGAACACAAAACCUAAAAGGUUUUAAAAAUUGUUUUAAUGCAUAUGGAAGCAUUUUGAAACUUCUUUUUCUAGUUGGACUUGAAUGUGGUUUCUGUGGAAUAAUGGGUGCUGCUGAUGCCAUAACUUGUCUGAAAUGGAUGUCUCUGGCUAUUUGGCUUUCUAUGCAAGAAUAAAUGUUAAAAUGGAAUAAUCACAACAAUUUUAUGUUAAUUGCAAUAUUUUUUUUCUUCUAAUGGAAGGUGGAGACUUAAAAAUUCAGUAAAAGUAAAUGGACAUUUUUGAAAUAGAAAGGUUGUUUUUUUUUUUCUUUUUUUAUCUUGGCACCCAUAGGGCAAAGAAUCUUUCUGUUUGUAUGUCAUCCUCUGCCUUAAUGGAAAAGAUGCAAUUAGCAUUUGUUUUCUGAUGUGGAUUCAGUAGACGAAGAACAAAGGUAUGGUACUAGAGUGGGUUUGUUUCGAUGGAAAGAAAUGAGCAGUAUUAGAAAAACAUACUGCUGUUGAAAUUGAAGGUUGGUUUUAUUCUUGAGCUUUAUUGUGAAAUGUGCUUUAAAAUAAAAGAUGCAGUUCAUUAUUAAAUUGACCUUGAAGGAACCACUGGCUUAUGAAGAAAAUUCUGCAUUUUUUUCAAAGCUAGACUAAGAUUAUUGUUAGUAUCUAAAAUUUUUAAAGCCAUUCAUGAGUUGGUUGUGCUGUAGUUAGAAUUCAAAGGCUCUUUAAAAGCUUAGUAUCCCAUAUUAUUUGGUAUUUCAUAUAGACCAGAAUUUGUACACUCCUCAAUCACAGAAAUUAUCCUAUUGCUAAUACUGUAUGACAAACAUUAGUAAUUUAUUUGUAAUAGGUUAAGUCUUCCUCAGGACAAUGCGUGCCUAUUGUAAUACUCGUACUAUUGGGACUAAAAAAAGUUCUGGUUUUUUAUCUGUUAAGAAAAAACACACCCCUUUCUGUGCAAAAGACAGCUUUCAUUUCAUAUUCCAAACCUAGUUUUGUAUUAUUAGUUUUGUUCUAUUUCUGGACCUUUCCCUGUCUGUUACCCACAGCGUGUUCAAGACAACAUAAUUUCUUUCCUCUUGGGGGAUAACAGCUUUGACAAGUAAGCACAUUUCCAUCUGUCUCAAGUUGUAACAACAUGCUGUUUGCCAAAGCUACGCUCCUGGAUCCUAACAGGGGGGCAAUUUGGGGAGCAGCCUGCUUCUCUUUCCCUUACCUCUCCUCCCAAUUCUUUGCUAGGAUUUUAGGUUGCAGGUUGCUCAUUUCCAUUAAAAGUUCAAUUGCAAGACUCCUGUGUAAGGAACGCUUACGGUUGCUUUGCAACAUUUUCCUCUGGCCGCCCCAACCUCCAUUGCCUGUGCUGUAGGAACAUCGUUUAGCCUCAAGGGCCUAAUCCAAACAGGAUCGAAGGGCAGAGAUGACAUCCAGACUGCAGGGCUGGGGUUUGCAAGUCCCGGUUCUUGGUGUUUCAAGGGCAUGGUUGGAGAGAAUGGCAGCUCCCUUCUGGCCUGCUAUGUACCUAGGUCUUGCCCCAGCAUCAAAGUGGGAAGCAGAUGGGGUGUGCGUGCAGGAAGCUUGAAAAUUGUUUCUGGUACUACCAUUCACACAUGCCUCAAGCUUUUUUCUUUUUAAACUUCAAAUGUGUAAAAAUCUAAUCCAACUCCAGAGUUUAGAGCAUAAGGAUGUAUUCUGUCGCACUUCCAUCAGAUGUACAGUAACCAGUAAUUUGCAUCACUAGAUCUACUCGGUUUUAAUACCAAAAAGCAAUGUUUGGGUGUUGACAACAGAGUUUGUUUCCACUCCUUGACUGCUGGUACAUUUGUGCCUACUUUCCAGUCAAUAUCCAAGCUGCUUCAAAUUUAUUUCAAGUACUGCAAUUUAGAGCACAGUUAUUUUUAUCAACACAUUUAAUGAAACUUGUUAGUUCAAUGAAACUAGUUAGAAUACUUGUUUUGCAUCUGUCUACUCAUGUAUGUACCUAGAUGAUGCACAUUUCUAGAGGCUAAAUUAAUUUAUAAUGAAAAAGUGCUAUUUGGUGUGAAAAAUUUAAGCUUAUAAUGAGACCUAAGGUGAGCUGGAGGUGAAGGUAAACAUCGUUACAUCCACAGUCCCUUUUCUAGUAAAUCCAACAACUUUUUUCUUUCAUUCCCAACGGUAGCUCGUAUUUUGUACAAUGUUUGUAUUCUUGCUUAGAACAACUCUUACAAAAGCCAAAAUUCCAAAAUAGGAAUGAAACAUCUUUAAAGAUUGCUGGCUUUAAGACAGCCAGUGCUAGUAGUAAGGCAUGCUGUGACCUGAGCAGUGCUUAUGCAAGUGGUGGGCACGGGUGGCCCCACAGCUUUGCAACACCAACACCACUAUGCAUUAGUGAAAUUCUUUGAUUUACAAGGGUUGUUAAUGACAGUAAAGUUGAGGAAGACAAUGGGCUUGUCAUCCUGUCCACAGAAGGGUAGAGUGACAAAGAUGCUUUUUCUUUAAUUUUAUUUUUUUAAGAUACAGGAUACUUUUUGUGGGGAAUUUUACACAGGGUUUGAUGGAUGAUGAACAGAGGAAAGUAUCCAUCAAAACUACUUAAAAACUACAAGCAGCGUGCUAUUUCAAAUGGCAAUAGAGUUGCUUGGAAAAAAGAUACUAAUCACCUUAUAAUGAAAAAUAGCUAUGAUCACUUCAGAAAUGAGUACAAAGUUAUAAGCUGUGUUCUUUCUGUGUGUGUUGGUAUGGAUUGCUGUUAUACAACUAAACACUGAAAAGUGCCUACCACCCUUAAAAGACCUCUCUCCAUUCUGCUUAUCCAUUAAGAAAGAUCCUUUGUAUUUUGUUGAUCUUAGAUCCAUUUGGCUCUUCUAGAACUAAAAGAGAGUGAUAAAAUUGACUGGUUAAUUUGGCUAAACCUUGUCUGUGAUAACACUUUAUGUGAUCGCCUGGCAGCUGGUAGGAGUUGGAGGGAACUGAAGUUUUAGAUAGCUGGAAAAGGCAUGAGCUGAAGUCUUGUCAACAAGCAAACAAUUUUCAGAAACUUGUCUCAUUAGAAAUUACCAGUUUUGAUAUGCAAAAUACAAAGUUAUACAUCUUAAAAAGAACAAAUAAAAAUGUCAUUCUUUCAGUGUUUUAUUAUUUCUUUGAUGUUGGUUUAUGCUUUUUUAACUGGCUGUCCAGCAAGAGCUAUUAGAAUGUGAUGUUUCUUGCUUAAAAAUAAAUUAAUAAUUUAACAUACUGAAGGUAGGAUUUAUGAAGGAGUUUAAUUUCUCAGCUAUUUGGACUUUAAUCUUUUUGAAUUAUUAGUGGACUUUCUAUUUCUUCAUCUUGAUAUGUAUUUAUGAGAGGCUGGUUAUUUACCGAUGAGGCAGUGGCCAAGUUUUCACUGGCUUCUAGGUAAAAAUAUUGAACAAUUAAUGAAGGAGCAAUACCAUGCCUUUCCCUGUCUGUUAUUAUCUAUUUUAAUUUUACUCUCUAUAGCCAAACUAAUAGCAGAGGAAGGGCUGAAUCUCUCAGCAGACUGAUUUACUCCAAGUAUAAACACAGAGGGUACUGUUCUGCUGAAUCGCUGUAAAAGGCAUCUUACAUUCUAGGGCAAAAGAAGUCUCUAUGUGCCAUCCUGCUUAACUGUUGAUUUUCAGACCUCUGGGAAAGGGUCUCAAGGUAAAUUCUUCCUGCUGGAGGGUAUAGAUGCAGGAACACAGGUUUUGCAGGGCUUGUGUGAUAACAGAACUGCCUGACCCACCUCCUACCAAUCUGUGACCCGGUGCUGGAACAGGCUUGGUGCACCUGCCAGCGUUUGGUGCCCAAGAGCCUCACGGUGAGGAAUGGUGGUACUGGGAAUUCUUCCCCUUUGAACCGCAUUGGGAAGUUCACUGUAAAGACUGAUGCAAAUCAAAUGGUUGGUGUUAGAAGUGACAAUAAUUGCAUUUGUAAAUGAUCUGCUCUUGUGCAUGGAAGUUACGUACCUGCUGCAAAACCACUGGCUUUGGUAGGAACGUUUUCAGCAGUUUCAGUGGCCACAGCUCUGCCCUGGGAACAGACUUGACAGUGCUGAGUCCUUCCAGCUUUUCCAGUGGUUUGUGUCUACUGAUUAAGGAACAUAGAGAUCACAGAAUUUAAUUUUAUUUGCAUGCAACCAUUAUAUAAUACAGAGUAUUCUUUGUUCAUUGAAAUCGAGAGCUAUAAAUCAACGUAUAAAUUCAAUGUAUAAAUGACUAAGAACUGAAUGGUUUUGCCACUUCUAGCAGUGUGUGUUACGAGUAAAUGUCAGGUGUUUCAACAAGCCCAUUUACAUGAUAUAUGAUCCUACGCAACAGAUACUUGUGUCUGGGGAGUUCAGUGUUUAAUCUGCUCUCUAACAAUUUCAAAGCAUGUACUUGAGACUAUAAAAUAAGAAUCUGUUAUUUAUAAAAUGACCUUUAGUUACUGAGUAUCUGUCAACUUGUUAUAAAUGCUGAGGAACAUCGAGACAAGUGUGUAUUACUACUGUAAAGCCCUUAAUAAGCAGUUUGUUGAAAUACCACCAUUUGCAACACCAUUUCCAGCACAGAUGAGCCUUCUGUUUUAUGCCAAUUAUGCUCCUUGAGGGAUGAAGUGAAAUUUAAAUCAUCUGUUAAGUGAGCUAACAUAUUUACCGUUUUUUUCCCCAUAGGUUCCUAUUUCUGGUUUUGACUGGAAAAACAACUAGUACAGAAUCUAAAAUAGUGGUAUAUGUUUAUCCUGAGAGACUAACAGCAAAACCAGUAAGAUACGUAGAGGAAAGUAAGCUGGCAGUACUCUGUUGGGGUUGUACCAAAGGCAGGAUAUCACUUAGCUUUACUGUGGUGGAAUAAUGUACAGAAUCUACAGCAUAGAAAGUCCACCAGAGCAAUGGAAACUGGCCAUGAUCUUCCCUUGUACAGUAGACCCACAUCAAAAAUAGGAUGGUGCAGUCAGGAAUCAGUGAGUAACCCAAGGGGACGAUGGUCCAUGGUAGAUCCUUCCAACAGGCUCUGCCAACCAGACUGGGGUUUAAACUGCGCGUGGCUGAACCCAAGGCAUGCUGUCUGCCAGCAUCCCAUCCUAGGCAUGUGGCCCUGCUGGGGUUGAAGGCGGCUGUUAAAAGAGUGAGUUUUCCCUUUUUGGGUGCUGUAGAGAGGCAGUAAAGAGCUGCGGAGCAAUUCAGCUGAUCACAGUCUACGUUUCCUACUCACAGAGGGAUUCCCUCCUGCUACGUCCCCUCUACUACUCGAGUACAGGUUAACAAUACCGUGCUGUCUCAGUGAAGUCACCUUUGAUUAUGAUGCAGUAAGUUAAAAGAACUUUUCAAAGCUGAAAAAAAUAUCCUGUUAAUCAAAGACCCAGUUAGAACUGAUUCGAGAAUUUCUAUUUCAUUCUAUUUAAUUUUAUAAUGUGAACACAUGCUACUGGGUGGUGGGAAAAUUGACCUGACCUAAAUAUCUUAAAAUGACAGUUUCUUAGCCUCUUGGUCAAAAUCUUGCAAUCCUUUACCACUGGAAAACUUCAGCUUAAGGUGGUGGUGUACAGUGCUCCCAGAAUGUACCCUCGGGUACAAUAAAAAGGAAAAGUUAUUUGGGGCUUUUCUUUACAAAUGAUGAAACUCAACUCUUCUGCUUUUUUUUUUGAAUUAAAUUAUGCGAUUCCUGUUCAGUUCAGCUAUUCCAGAUUAACAUAGUCAAUUGGAAGAUCAUCUUGGAAAAGAAAUUAAGUACAUUUUUAUGUGCAUUGAGAUGCAAUAAAGUUUGUUCAGAUGCAUCUGUA